Messenger RNA from Lingula anatina, 669 nucleotides. RefSeq names its product nicotinamide N-methyltransferase-like. Gene Ontology annotation, cellular component: cytosol. The record is from RefSeq and is a predicted model, not a curated record. Lineage: Eukaryota; Metazoa; Brachiopoda; Lingulata; Lingulida; Lingulidae. Gene Ontology annotation, molecular function: N-methyltransferase activity.
AUGAACGAUCCUGCUGGUAAAAUCAGAGGAAGACGUCUGCUAGAUAUUGGCACUGGGCCAUGUAUUCACAGUGUCAUCAGUGCCUCGAAGUGGUUUGUCGAAAUCACACUCACGGACUUUGCCGAACCUAACCGAAGAGAGCUUACGAAAUGGUGGAAGAAGGAAGAGGGGGCCUGGGACUGGGAAGUGUUCUUUAGAUACGUGGCGAAUAUGGAAGGAAAUGAACAGAAAUGGAAACAUGACCAAGACAACAUCCGAGAGAAAAUACAGGGUGUAUAUUUCUGCGACGUGGCACAAACCAACCCCCUUCUUCACAAAUGUGACCCAUUCGACGCCAUCACAAGUUGCCUGUGUUUGGAGGCCGCCUGCCCCACUGAAGAGGCUUACGAGCAAGCUAUAAAAAAUGUAGCCUCUCUCCUUAAAGCCGGUGGCUUUCUAGUUAUGGUUGGCGUUUUGGGUGAAAGCUAUUAUGCUGUCGGCGAGUAUAAAUUCUUCGCUCUACCUAUGAGUCAGAAGCUUGUAACGAGAUCCUUGGAGAAAUCUGGAUUUGAAGACAUCACGUGGUAUCAGUUUGAUUCCCAAAGGAAAGAAGACGAAGAUUUUAUACGUACGGUCUCAAACUACAGGGGUUCUUUUGUCGUGACGGCAACAAAAAUAGGCGAUGUAUAA